AUGUCUAAUGAAAAUACGGCCACCAGUAAACCAAAUACUACAAAUAAAGUUAGAGGUGAGGCUCAAAAUAAAUCAAAAGAUAGUGGUAAACCAAAAGAGAAAAAACUAAGUGUCUUAGAAAGUCAUGGGUAUACGGUCGGUCGAAGUAUCGGAAGUGGCUCAUAUGCCACAGUAAAGAUAGCAUAUUCAGAACGUCAUAAGGGUGACGUAGCUAUCAAAAUUGUAUCCAAAGUCCAAGAUGCUGCUGAUUAUCUCGAAAAGUUUUUACCACGUGAAAUUGAAGUAGUGAAAGGUUUAAAACACGAAAACUUAGUGAGAUAUUAUCAAGCAAUCGAAACAACGCACCGUGUGUACAUCAUAAUGGAAUUAGCUCCAAAUGGUAGUCUUUUGGAUAUAAUAAAAAGGGACGGCUGUAUCGAAGAAGACAGAUCGAGAAAAUGGAUGCGGGAGCUGGUGAACGCCGUGGGUUACUGUCACGAAAACGGAGUUGUGCACCGGGAUAUUAAGUGUGAAAACUUGUUGAUGGACGGAGAAUAUAAUAUCAAACUAUCCGAUUUUGGUUUCGCCCGAGGUAAUAUGCUUCACAAAAAUGGACAAAUGGCCACAAGUAACACGUUUUGUGGGAGUUACGCAUAUGCGUCUCCAGAAAUACUUAAAGGUAACCCAUAUCAGCCAGAUGCUUCUGACGUAUGGUCCACCGGAGUAGUCCUAUACGCAAUGAUAUUCAGUACUCUUCCUUUCGACGACAGCAAUUAUCCAAAACUAAUAAAACAAGUACAGAACAAAGUAACAUUUCCCAAAGACGCCAUUGCAUCCAAAGAAGUGAAGCAAUUAAUCUCAAAAAUAUUGGCACCACUGAAAGUGAGAUUAAAAAUACCGCAAAUCAAAAAGGAUCAAUGGUUCCAAAUAUCUUAAACUGAAGUUUCAAAGAAAAAAAGAGAUUACUGCAUCCAAAAAACAAUAAUAAAUAAUUCAUCAGAAUAUCGAUGAAAACUCAU
Daktulosphaira vitifoliae (grape phylloxera) is the source of this 998-nucleotide messenger RNA. RefSeq names its product testis-specific serine/threonine-protein kinase 1-like. The record is from RefSeq and is a predicted model, not a curated record. Bases 1 to 915 code for a protein of 304 amino acids. Gene Ontology annotation, biological process: microtubule cytoskeleton organization; intracellular signal transduction; protein phosphorylation. Gene Ontology annotation, cellular component: cytoplasm. Gene Ontology annotation, molecular function: tau-protein kinase activity; ATP binding; protein serine/threonine kinase activity. The transcript is spliced from 5 exons. Lineage: Eukaryota; Metazoa; Arthropoda; Insecta; Hemiptera; Phylloxeridae.